Zophobas morio is the source of this 3068-nucleotide messenger RNA. It is a transcript of the gene lt, whose product is annotated as vacuolar protein sorting-associated protein 41 homolog. The transcript is spliced from 10 exons. Gene Ontology annotation, molecular function: protein binding. Gene Ontology annotation, biological process: cellular response to starvation; endosomal vesicle fusion; macroautophagy. Lineage: Eukaryota; Metazoa; Arthropoda; Insecta; Coleoptera; Tenebrionidae. The coding region runs from base 95 to 2674 and encodes 859 amino acids. The record is from RefSeq and is a predicted model, not a curated record. Gene Ontology annotation, cellular component: HOPS complex; late endosome.
CACAACCUGACACAACUGUCAUGAUUACGAAAUGUCACUUGUCAAUGAUUCAUCGUUCCAAAAAUGAAAAUAUUCCACAAUAAUAACAAAAACAAUGUCUGAACCGAGCGUUAAUGUAAGUAACGGCCCCUCAGACGUAAAUUUUACACAAAAUUCGUGCACGAAUUUUGAGGUUAUAUUUCAGGACACUAGUGACACCGAAAGUUUGGAAGAUGAAAUCGAGCCCAAGUUGAAGUACGUACGUCUCUCCAAUGACCUCCAGAACAUUCUUUUAACAUCGUCUGCCACCUGCAUAGGUGUCCAUCCGAAGUUUGUAUGCAUAGGGUCCCAUUGGGGCGUCAUCCACCUGCUCGACCACCAAGGCAACAGUAUAAAAAGCAAAGAACUGCGCCCCCACACGGUCGGAGUUAACCAAAUUUGCAUAGACGGGAGUGGAGAAUAUAUUGCCACUUGUUCGGAUGAUGGGAAAGUCUUCAUUCAUGGACUAUUUUCAAAAGAAAACAGCCUCCACUUGAACGUAGGACGGUUAGUGAAAACUGUCGCGUUGGAUCCGAUGUAUUACAAAUAUGGAGCAAAUAGACGCUUUAUCACAGGAGAUGACAAAUUAACCCUCUACGAACGUACAUUCCUGGGUAGCUUGAAACCAACAGUUCUCUGUGAAAGCGAGGGAUUAGUGAGGAGUUUAUGUUGGGGGGAGAACUUUAUCGCGUGGAGCAGUAACAUAGGAGUUAGAGUUUAUGAUAUUACAGCAAGAUGCUCUCUUGGUUUAAUUAAAUGGGAGGAACACCCAGGGAUUUCCAUUGACAAGUUCCGAUGUAACUUGCGAUGGGCUGAUAGUCGCACCCUUUUGAUUGGGUGGGUGGAUACCGUAAGAGUUUGUGUGAUACGGAGGCGGAGUAAUUAUGAGUUGGUUAAUAGAGACCUUCCGGAGUAUUUAGUAGAUCCAGUUUCUACGUUCAAAACUGAGUUUUACAUAUGUGGCAUAGCUCCUCUAGAUCACCAAUUAGUCCUACUAGGUUUUCCCAAAGAGUUAGAUGAAAACCAGAAGUCUUUGCGUCCGCAGUUGUACAUAGUUGAAUAUAGAGAUAACGAUUAUUCGGAUGUUUGUACUGAUAGUUUAUCACUUCGAGGAUAUGAAGAGUACACUGUUAAUGAUUACCACUUGGAUGUUUUAAUUGACGAAAAUAGAUUUUUUAUCGUUGCUCCAAGAGAUGUAGUUAUCGCUAGUCCAUAUGAUUUAGAUGAUAGAAUUCAGUGGUUUAUUCAGCACAAUAAAUUCGAAGACGCUCUUGAUAUUUUAAUGCAGAAUGAUAGUCGACAUAUACAUAGGCAUACAGUCCAAUCAGUUGGUAUAGAUUAUCUGGAUCACUUGUUAAGUAGGGAAAUGUACGACUCUGCUGGGAAAUUGUGCAUGAAAAUCUUCGGAAAAGAUUCAAACACUUGGGAAGACCAGAUUUACAAAUUCGCAACAGUUCAUCAAUUAAGGUCUGUGAGUCCGUACAUUCCUCGUACUUUAGAAUCUAAACUGAAUCCGCACAUUUAUGAAAUGAUUUUGUAUGAAUUUCUCAAGUUGGACGCUAAGGGUUUCCUCAGCCUGGUCAAAGAAUGGAAUCCGAAGCUCUACAACGUUUCAGCUGUGAUAAACGCCGUUUUGGAGCACUUGCUCGUCUGCGAAAUCGACAAAAACCUUUACCUGGAAGCAUUAGCAAUCCUUUACAGUUUCCUUCAACGUUAUGACAAAAGCUUAUCUAUGUACCUCAAAUUAAAACACAAAGAUGUGUUCACACUAAUCCAAAAACACAAUUUAUAUGGUGUAAUCCAGGAUAUGCUCAUCGACCUCAUGGAACUAGACCACAAGCAAACCAUUGCUCUGCUUUUGGAUAAAAACACCAUCUCCACUGAUAAAAUAGUAGAGAAGCUGCGCCCAACGGAACUACAUUUAUACAGGUUUUUAGACGAAUACGACAAGAAGAACCCAAAGGGGAAGUACCACAGGGAGUUGGUGAAGCUGUACGCGAUUUUCGCGCGGGAAAAACUGCUUCCGUUUUUGAAAAAAAGUGAUCAUUAUCCCAUACAAGAAGCCCUAGAUAUUUGCAAAAAAGAGAAAUUUUAUCCGGAGAUGGUCUAUUUGUUGGGUAGAAUGGGCAACAUUGAGGAGGCUUUACACCUAAUUAUUAAUGAACUGAAAGAUAUGCAGCAGGCGAUUUCGUUUUGUCAGGAACACGAUGAUCCUGAUUUAUGGAAUAAUUUAAUCAAUCAUUCGUUAGACAAACCUGAGUUCGUCAAUUUCCUUUUACAAAGUAUCGGAACUUACGUUGACCCAACCGUUUUAGUACAAAAAAUCAAAAAUGGCAUGCAAGUGCCAGGGCUAAAACACUCUUUAGUUAAAAUGUUGUAUCAGUAUAAUCUUCAGGUAUCUGUCCAAGAAGGCUGUCAAAAAAUCCUAGUCUCCGAUUAUUUCAAUCUGUUGCGAAAACUUGUCCGAACUCAACAGAAAGGUCUGUCCGUUUCGGAGGAAAUGGUUUGUGGGGCUUGCCAUCGUAUGGUCAUUGAGAAAGACCCAUCGCGUACUACCAAUAUAACAGUUUUCAAUUGUAAACAUGCCUUCCAUGAACACUGUAUGCCGAAAAUUAUAAGCAGAUGUGGAAUUUGUUACCCAUUAGACACCAAAUAAAGAAAGUCUGCAAGUCUCUGUCCACCCACGCCGUAAUCCUCGAGCCCCCAUUGUGCCCCAUAUAAUCAAGUUGUGACGACAAAUGAACAAGAAAUUUAGGAAACAAGAAAUCUCCUCUAGUCUUUUUGUUUUGGUACUUGAGAGGGCCUCCACUUGCUCGCUGAAUGUCAAGACACAACCCACCAACAGGAACGGGCUGCGGUUGACUCGCAUCAAAAGUACUUACCAACAGAUUUUCACUGAACAUAAUAUUCUUGAAGAUUUCGUCAUCUGUAAAGGGCGCUUGUUACGAUCAAUUAUUUUUCUAAAUUUUGUAAAUAUUGCUAUUUAAGUAAAUCGUGAUAUUCUCUGUUUUCAUACGUAUAACCAAUCAAUAAACUUACUAAUAUCGAAA